Messenger RNA from Fomitiporia mediterranea MF3/22, 591 nucleotides. RefSeq lists its product as uncharacterized. Bases 1 to 591 code for a protein of 196 amino acids. NCBI's taxonomy places the organism in Eukaryota, Fungi, Basidiomycota, Agaricomycetes, Hymenochaetales, Hymenochaetaceae. The record is from RefSeq and is a predicted model, not a curated record. The transcript is spliced from 4 exons.
AUGAUCUGGAGCAUAGUGAAACGCUUCCUGAUUGCAACAAAAACCCCUAUUGAUACAGUUCAAUGUCCUAGACAUUGCGAGGACCUUCCCAAGGACAACGUUGAAGAUGCUGAGCACACAUAUCCAGGUUUAGAGAACAUAACAGUGAUUUCGAUGCUGAAAGGCAACCUCAUUGUUCCAGUAAGCUCAUAUUCGUCUAACAAAGUCCUUACCAUUGUCCUAAAGCACAAGUCCUUGUCCCUUGUGGGCUUAAGGCAAAACCAAUCACAAUCCAGUGAUAAGUCCACAUCUAUUGCAGGCUGGUGGCACACUGAUGAUCUACCAGGACGUAGUGCAAAGGGUGAAAUGCAUGCAAACCACACCCAGGAUGAGACCAGCGUUAAGCUUUUCACCAGCAAAGUCUCAGGAAAGAACCAUCAGAUUGCAGUCGAGGAAUCGAGCAAUCAUGCAAGUGAACAAUUAGUACGUACAAGAGACAAGAAAGACACAAGCAAGCUUGCAUACCAGGACGAAAAGGAUCCAUUGAACCCCUUGCAUUGCCAGGAGGUAAGACCUCAAUCACAGAAGAUUGGAGGCAUCCUGAAGACCUGA